Xyrichtys novacula (pearly razorfish) is the source of this 6276-nucleotide messenger RNA. The record is from the annotation of a GenBank genome assembly. Lineage: Eukaryota; Metazoa; Chordata; Actinopteri; Labriformes; Labridae.
GUAUUAUUAUGUCACCUGCUACGGAAGUGAAGCAUUACGGUACACAUGGGGGAUAAUUUUGACUUUGAGCCCGUGGCUUAAUGACAUAAUUCCAUUUGUGGAACUGUAUUAUGUUUGUAUUUCUUUAGAAUACAUAAAUGAAGCUAAGAAUGUACUUAGCAGAGGUAAAUUAGGGCUAUCAAUCAAUUGAGGCGAUUGUUUCUCUAUCCACGUGAAAACCGUGUUGGCAAUCCGUACUUAACUUUGGUGUCGUCGUGCUGCAGAAGAAUGUCAUCCUUAUCCUUAUGUGGAGCUUUAUUAAUGCGAGAUGAAACCUGUGGUAAGCAUGCCAUGGUAGGAUGACUUUAUAUGAGUUUUCUCUUUGUGUAAACUUACAAUUUAACCCGCCUCUGUACAUCGUGAUAAAGGUUAUGUAUGUAAUUUUUUUGUCUCUUGUCGACACAGGUCCCAAUGUUGCAUCUAUCCUCUAGUCAUCAGGUUCUGUAUGUGACCUCAGAGGUGAAUGGUGGACUCUUAGUUCAGUAGAGACCUUGACUGUCUUCUGAAGCUGAAGAACUCAAUGAGGAUGCUUCGUCUCCGGUGUGUGAACUCUCACUUUAGGAGGCUCCUUCAUUGGGCACCAGUGACCAGUGACCACGUUAUGGAGCAGCUGAAGGUUUGCAAAGCUGAAGAUGAGGUGUUUGAUGUGGUGAGCAAGAACAAGGCAAAGCUUACGGUGGAUCAUAUCAACCAGGCUAUGAAACACCUGUGGAAUUUUGAGACACCAAAACCACAACCGGUCAGGAAUUUGGAGCUCACCAAGAAGCACCCGCAGUUUUUGACUCUUCGUGUCUUAGCAGAAAACAAAAUUUAUUAUAUGGACAGUGCUAUGUUGGUCGACAUGCUUUACAGAUUCCUGAGGUAAACUGAUUUUGAAACAUACAGUUAAAAUACAUUACAAUGCUGCCAUGAUAACUAAUCGUUCAAUUUUUAACAUUUUUAGAUUUAAUGUGGAGCCACAUGAUUCUCUUGUUCAACAAAUGGUUUCAGAGGUAUGGCUCAGGCUUGACAGGUAUGAUUUUUUUUAACCUUGUUUGUCCUUAGUUGUUUAUUUUUUGAGUUGAAGUCCUUACACACAGCGUUUUCUUGUGCGAUUAUUUCGGACGUCAAUAUUUUUUUUCAAACACAUAUCCUGUCAAUACAAGAGUUCACAUCCGCGACAUUUUCCCGUCCUGCGAUAUUGAGGCAUUUAUUUUUUCCGAUCAUGGUCGAUUUUUCUAAAGUUUCGCAUACUGUUUGGCCACUUCUGACCAAUCAGAUUGCGUGUUGUUGCGAUGUCAGAUUCACCGGUAUAUCCAACAUGGCCGACCGGCUGAUUGUUUAUGAUCGUUUACACACACAUUACAAAGAUAACGACCUGAAGGACAACUUGGGAAUAGUCAUAGCGUCAGAUCACUCAUAUGACGAUAGUUUGUGUGCUUUGACAGUUUGCUAAACGUCUUUGUUUUAACUUUCUGCUGUGCUAACAUAAGCUAACGGUUGUUACCUUAGUUUAAUGUGCUUAUCUGGUACUGGCCCCGACUCAGUACAUGCUAUCAUGACAGACAGCCAUCUCAACACUAGUGUCUAGUCCUCUGCCUCUUCAAACUUGGAGCUAAUUGUUUCAGCAGAACUUCAAAUUGUCCAACGGACAUCUGAAAAUAGGUUCUGAAGCGACUGUGGUACAGUUUCAGCUCCUGAACCAACCAGUGAAACUCACCAAGUUCUCUUCUUUUUUGUAAUAUUUGAUGCACCCAUGUACUACGUUUCUUUUUCAUUUGAGAAAGCAAAAGAAGUACCAAUUCGCCAUCACUUGAAGUUGAAGUAGACUCCAUUUUUGUCCUCUUGCUUCCACCCAGGACGCUGUAGGUUGUUGAAGGGAGGUCCCACCCUCUGAUUUCGCCUCUGAUUUCGCAUUCUAUAUUUGUGUCAGCCCCAGUGUGUAAGGACCUUAAGUCUGAUGUGUGACUGCAAGUAACCAGCAUAUCUAUGAAUUUACUGUAUGUGGCUGAUAUAUUUUUCAAUGACCACCAAAAAAAUGUAAUGACUGGGGAAAAAUGUAAAAAAAAAAAAGAAAAAAAAAAAGAAGUAAAUUUACAAUAAAAGAAAAAAGAAAAGCUCAGGAUUUUAACAAUUGAAAAGCUAAAUCCUGAAAUUCUUUUACUUUUGACUUGUCAAUCAAUUUCUAUAUUCAGUUUGGUACAGAUUUCAUAAUUCUUGCAGACUUCCAUUGAGUACCCUUUCCAAGUUUGCCGUCUGUCUAAGUGACCAGAACCUUCAUCACAGCCCUCUGAUGGGACGCAUCACUCAUAUUGUAGAUCAGAAGUUGUCAACCAUCGAUGAUGCCAGGUUUGUGUUUUAACAGAUAUCAAAGACUUAAAGUAUCCCAAUUGCAUGUUGUGUGUUUACUCUCUGGCCAUGUUUUCCCAGGAUCCUAACCACGCUGAUGAUAUAUUUGUCAGCUCUGAUGUCUCCCCGUCUUCAUCAUGCCUUCAUUACCAGAGCAGAUCUUCUGCUGGACACCAUGGAUCAAUCAUGUUAUAACAAUGCACGGAGAGUACUGCAGUUCAUGCGCAACACAAAGUACAACGACAGGCCUCUGCUGGAGAAGUGCAACAAGAUCAUUUUGAGCAACAUCACUAAGUUAUAUGUAGAGGAUAUCAGCAUCAUUGUGGGGCUUUAUCAGUCCCUGCAGUUCAGUAACUAUGCCUUCAGACUGGCUGCAAAACAAAGACUGAUAGAGCUGAUAGACUCCUGCCCUGACCCAUUCUCUUUCCCUUUACUGUUUUAUGCUCUGGGUCCAAUGGCCAGUGACAAAAUCAGAGAAAGGUUUGUAACUUUAUUUAAGAGCUGAUCUAUUCAUGGAAAUUCAACUGUUCUUGAAUCGCUCAUGUGUUUUCAUCCUUUACAGGUUGGAGAACACAGCCUUCCUGUUGGCUGAUGAGUUCAAUGCACAGCAGGCUCUGGCUAUAGCUGAAACUCUAGUGGAGGCUCAAAGCAGGAAUCUUAGCUUGGUUAACAAGUGAGUUCAUAUCUGCUGUAUAACUGGAAUUACGUAAAGCUCCUGUGAGGAGUUUUUGUGUGGUUAUGAAAGGCAGAAAACUGAUUAUCCCCACCCUCACCUCCACCCCCUAACUAUGAUAGUUACAAAGCUAUGAUAUAACUGUCAUUGUUCAGACAGUUUAUACGAACCCACUUUGUUUAGUGCAGCAUAAGCACAUUUAUAAAGUGUUAAAAUGCAUCUAUUAGGCUUUAUCACAACCCCUAUGAGGAAUAAUAAAACCAGUGAGCAGCAUGUCGUAUAAAGAUAUGGUUUAUUAUGCCUUAUACAUUUAAUUUUUUUGUAUGAGGUUGUUUACAAUUACACCUUUCUGUGACACAUUCAUAAGAACUCUGAACAGUAUUUUGUGGCUGUAAGAAGACUCAGACAACAAGAAUACCUUUUUUGAUAAUAAUUAAGUGGACCUAAAAUUAACUUAUUCCAGUUGUACCAGAAUGAUUAGACUUUCAUUGAACAAUCUGUCAUGUAUUCAGCUUUAUUGUGUAGUCUCCAUCAAUGUUUAUUAAUACAUGUUGCAUAUCUAUAAUAUGAUAUUAUUACAUUCUUCACAGAAUUGCUUCGGUUAUCCAAAGGAACCUUCACAUCUACAGGCCAUUGGAGUUGGUCAAAAUCACCCAAGCCUUCACCACGUUGAAAUACCAAAACCCUGAUUUCUUAACCAAAAUUACAGCUGCUGCAGUCAAGUAAGUCCUGUGAUAAAAACAGGCAACUUUUCUGUACACUAAGAAAGAAAAAAACACAAAGUUCAGAGAGUUUUGUCUUGCAGCUUUUUGCAGCGCAGUGUCCUCCCCCAUGAAGCCGUCAUAUUGACACGUAUCCUCUCCAUGCUUCCCUGUCCGCGUCUGGAAGAAGGGAUCAUCUCCCGGGUGGAAGCAUUGGUGCCGCAGUGCACCCUCAAUGACCUCAACCAAAUUGCUCAGCAUGUUGCCAAGUGGGUGCAUAAUGAACCCUCCUAUAUCUACAACACACCAGGCAAGUUUGUCCACCUGCUGCAGACCAUGAACCGAUGCGGGCACGAGAGGCUGCAGACGGCCGACCGGCUUGACCUCUUAGUGGAGGAGCUGAAAUACGUGUCAGGGGAGUGGUAUGAGGAGACGCAGAUGGAGGAGACGAUGGUGACACUGAAGAGGAUGAUGGACCAGAUGAACUGGAAAGUUCUGCCUGAAUUAACCCAAUUUUUAUUCAGGAUGAGCCACCUGAACCCUCCUUUAAUGGACCAAAUUGCCAAUGUGGCCAUUAAAGACAUUGACAAGGUGUGGUAACAGACAUUUAUACUUAGUUCAGUCAUUUUAACGUAGUUAAUUUAUAAGUAAACUUGUAUUUACUAAACUUUUUUUCUGUUUUUAUAGAUCCAGCCCUCUGUGAUGUAUGCCAUCCUGCUGCCUUUCUCAGUGCUCAAUUAUGAUUCUGAACAAACAGAUGAGCUUUUUGACAAGUGUAUUCAGCGAAUAACUUCUACUCAUUUACGUAAGUUACUCAGUUAACACAUUGAUUUCUGUUUCUAGCAGUUUCUUACCCAUUUCUCUGUGUUUGUAGGUUCCCUUGACCCACAAAUGCUGGUUUCCCUGGCACACAUUUUUGCAGUGGGUAACUCUUUUCCUGAAGAACUCAUCAGAGAGAUCUUUAGUAUUGACUUUCUGGGAAAGCUGGACACACAUCUAGAAAGUAUGGCACACUGGCUGCAGUCAAGUCUCAAAUUUAACUUCUUUUAUCCAGCAGUAGAAAAAUAAAUCAAAAUGAGAGCACUUUUUAAUGACAUAAGAGUUGAUUUUGUCUUUUUUCGGCAGUGCUGUCUAAUGCCCUAAACAUGCGAAUCAGAUGGCGUCUCAUGGAUCUCAAUCGUGCUGUUUGUCUCGAGUGUCCAGAGUUUCAAGUGCCCUGGUUUCAUGAGCGUUUCUGCCAGCAGUUACGGAAAAGAGGUAAGAAAAAUGCGCAGAGAAAUCAUGUUCUGGGUUAGAUGUUUGUUUUUAAAGCUGUUCAGAGAAUUGCUGGUCUAAAUGUUUUUUAGGGAGUGACACUCCUGCGCAACGGCAAAUCCACAGAAUGCUGGGUGAAGUUCUUGGUGGCGUCAACUGUGUUCGUGGGGCAGUAGUCACUCCAUAUUAUUACACCAUAGGUGAGCAACACUGAGUUAUUUUCUAUCAACAUACUCAACCCUGAUAUGAUCCUAUUUAAACACUUUAAUUUCAUUUAAUGAUGUCAGGAGAAAUCAACUGCAUUUUAAGCCCAGUAGCUUGCAGCAGUGUAAUGCUUUGGAUGCUAGCUGCCUUUAAAAAUCAACAAAGAAGCUCAUGUAUAUUUCCAUAAUAUCCACAGAACUACUGUCCUAUGUAUGAAGCUAAUUUAUCAUGAUACAUUUCAGUUCUUCAAUUCCAAACACAAGUUUUAAAGUUACAGUAAGGAACUUUCACAGUGUAUUUUGUGUGUGUGUUUUCUGUCUGGUCAGACUUUGAAUGCAUUCUGGACAAAAACCUGCAACCAGUGCCAUACAGCAAGCCGAGCACUCUGCAGCUCUCAGAUGAAGGAAAGUUUUACUGGGAGCCAAACUCACCUGAAAGCCACAGGGAUGAGCUGCCGCCUGGAGCUCAGCGGUAAGGGAUGACUUUGCAAGAUGAAUAAUCAGGCUAUGAUAUAAGUUUGAUGAUUUUUCCUUCCAUGCAUCACUCAGAGUUGCCUUGGAUUUCCUUGAUUCGAGGUCGUUCUGCAAGAAUCGUCACCAUAUGAGAGGUGAAGCCUUGAUGAAGAAAAGACACCUUGAGAUUCUGGGAUACCAAGUUGUCCAGGUCAGAACUUUUUUUCUGAGAUACUGUGCUGUCAGUCAUCUACACCUGAAUGCACCAAGAAUCACUCAAGACCACUUUUUUCCGUAAACAUUGUUGUUGCAGAUUCCUCACUUUGAGUGGAACUCCAUGGAGCUGUCAACAAAGGAUGCUUGGAAGGGGUAUCUAAAGAAGAAAAUAUUCAGAGAGCUCUCCUAAAGCCUUAUUUACUUAACCAAGAAGAAUGUUACAUUCAGCUCUGAGCUUUGUGAAUUCUUUGGCUAAAAGACUAAAAAGUCUAAAAAAAUGUUAAUUAAUGUACAUGAAAUGGUCCGUAAGUUGACAUGAAUCUGCCUUGUUUGUGUGAAGCUGAAGAAUGAUGUGCUUUUGUAUGAAAAUGAAAACUAUGAAUAAAAUAUAAAGUAAUUUUGUAUUUUA